Molecule: messenger RNA, 822 nt
Organism: Calypte anna (Anna's hummingbird)
Lineage: Eukaryota; Metazoa; Chordata; Aves; Apodiformes; Trochilidae
Gene: FBXL15
Product: F-box and leucine rich repeat protein 15
Exons: 3
Coding region: 1-822 (273 amino acids)
Molecular function (GO): protein binding
Source: RefSeq, a predicted model, not a curated record
AUGGAGCGGGCAGGGGCGGCCCGGAGGGCGGCAGAGGGCUGCCGCAGUGGCUGUGAGGUGGUUCAGCCUGGCUCUCCCCCUGGCCCCGCUCCCCGGCGUCCGAUGAUGAGUCUGACCCCUUCCAGGGGAUGCCUCCUGGACCUGCCCUGGGAAGACAUCCUGGUGCCACACAUCCUCUGCCACCUGCCCCUGCAGCAGCUCCUCAGCCUGCAGAGGGUCAGCAGGGCCUUCCAGGCCCUCAUCCAGCUCUACCUGGCCAACAUGCGCUGCUUUGACUCAACACAGGCUUCCUUCGGGCUCCCCGUGCAGAUCGGAGGCCUCCAUCCCUCGGGCUGCUUUGUCAACCUGCUUGAAGGACAACGAAGUGCUGCAGCAGCUGUGCCUCCAGAACUGCUCCGAGUGGCUGACGACAGGGAGCUGCUCCCGGUCAUCGGGCAGAACCAGCACCUGCAGCGGGGUCCAGCUGAAGGGCUGCGCCCAGCUGAGCCGCCACGCGCUGGUGGCCCUGUCCCUCAGCUGCCCCGGCCUCAGGCACCUCUCCCUGGCCCACUGCGAGUGGGGUGGACAGCCUGGCCCUGCGCAGCCUGGCCGACCCACUGCCCGGGGCUGCAGGCCCUGGACCUGACUGCCUGUCGCCAGCUGAAGGACGAGGCCAUCUGCUACCUGUGCACAAGUGUGGAGGCCUCAAGUCCCUGUCCCUGGCUGUCAACGCCAACGUGGGCGACGCCGCCGUGGAGGAGAUCGCCAGGUGCUGCCCCGAGCUGGAGCAACCUCGACCUCACGGGGUGUCUGCGGGUCAAGAAUGACUCCAUCAGGUACUGA